GCUGUGGCCUUGCUCCGGGGGCUGCCGCGGAGCUGCCGCGGGGUUCCCGGAUAGGGGCGCGGGUUGCCCGAUGUGCGUGAGGAGGUGCCUGGUGGGCCUUACCUUUUGUACCUGCUACCUGGCGUCUUACCUCACGAACAAGUAUGUCCUGUCUGUCUUGAAAUUUACCUACCCUACAUUAUUCCAAGGGUGGCAGACGUUAAUUGGUGGACUUUUGCUUCAUGUGUCAUGGAAACUGGGCUGGGCUGAGAUCAACAGCAGUUCAAGAUCUGAUGUUUCGACGUGGCUUCCUGCUUCGGUGCUGUAUGUGGGCAUAAUCUAUGCCGGUUCCAGAGCAUUAUCCAAACUGGCCAUUCCUGUGUUUCUUACUUUGCAUAAUGUAGCUGAAGUUAUCAUCUGUGGGCACCAGAAGUGUUUUCGGAAAGAGAAAACUUCUCCUGCAAAGAUCUGUAGUGCCCUCUUCCUCCUGGCUGCUGCAGGAUGCCUCCCCUUCAAUGACUCCCAGUUUGAUCCAGAUGGAUAUUGCUGGGCUGUAAUUCACUUAUUCUGUGUAGGGGCUUAUAAGAUAUUGCAGAAGUCCUGGAAACCCAAUGCGUUAAGUGACAUUGACCAGCAGUACUUAAACUACAUGUUCAGUGUGGUGCUCCUGGCAGUUGCAUCUCAUCCGACAGGUGAUCUCUUCAGUGUCCCGGACUUUCCAUUCCUGUAUUUCUACAGGUUCCAUGGAAGCUGCUGUGCCAGUGGAAUUUUAGGAUUCCUUCUCAUGCUCAGCACAGUGAAGCUAAAAAGCCUUAUGGCCCCAGGGCAGUGUGCAGCCUGGAUUUUCUUUGCUAAGGUCCUCACAGCUGGCUUGUCCAUAUUGCUGUUUGAUAUGAUCCUGACGAGUGCAACAGUGGGAUGCCUCCUGCUUGGCGGACUCGGAGAGGCCUUGCUGGUUUUCUCGGAGCAGAAGGGCUCGUAAGGACAGGAAAAAUAGACUCACAGGCUGCUGGCUGGAAUGCACGGCCCCUGGGCCUCAGAGGUCCCGCUCAAAUGUGUUAGAAGGAAGAAAACAGGGACAACAAGGCCACCACUUCUCACUGCAUCAAGGAGAAGUCUCUGGGCUGUUGGAGAGAAUUGACUGUGUUGCGUCUUCCUGCUCCGAGAGGCUCACUCAAGCCUUGCUGACCGUGCUGGGCCCAGUGGGGCAGACCCAGACCCAGAACCCCCCAUGUGGGGAUGGGUCUGCUCACCUUGACUGAUGUGCAGGCCUCCUUAUUAAACACCCUUCACCAAACAUGA
This is a messenger RNA of Prionailurus viverrinus (fishing cat), 1281 nucleotides long. RefSeq names its product transmembrane protein 241 (gene SLC35D4). The coding region runs from base 71 to 961 and encodes 296 amino acids. The transcript has 15 exons. Gene Ontology annotation, molecular function: antiporter activity. The record is from RefSeq and is a predicted model, not a curated record. Gene Ontology annotation, cellular component: Golgi apparatus. NCBI's taxonomy places the organism in Eukaryota, Metazoa, Chordata, Mammalia, Carnivora, Felidae.